CUGAAGCCUGCCACAGAAAACAAAACAUGGAUGGUGUUUAAUUAGUAGUUAUUUGUAUUUGCGCACGAUCUGGAGGACGUUUCUGGUAAUAAUUAGUUGUUUAGAGCUGGAUUAAAUAUUUAAGAUUAAAAACCUGCCGGAAAAUACAUUAGAAAAGAGUGUGAGAUAGGUAGUUUGAGCUUCAAACCAGAUUAUGGAGUCUUGGAAAAGUCACGUGCGAGCAGAGCUGUAUAACAGAGACUGCAGGCAGAAAGAUUCUUUCUCGGGACUCUUUGACAAGGUUGCUAAUUUGGAGGAGAUGCUGGACUUUCACAUUAAACUCUGGGAGGACACUUGCAGUUCUAAAGAAGAUGGAAGAUCUGUGACAAGUGGUACCCUUUACCUGCGAGUGAAUGAAGUAGAGUUUUUAAAUGAGCAGAUGAAGCAGAGAGCCUCAGAACUGACCAGCAGUCUAUACCUGAAGGAGGCGGAGUUACAAUAUUGUCACUCCCAAGUUGCCCGCUACAGGACUGAAGCGGUCCUGUUGGCCCAGGGAGCUUGUUCACUGAAGGCUGAUCUAGAAGAAUAUGAGUAUAAACUGGAGUGUCAAUCAAAAGAACUGACAGUGCUGAGACUGGAGCACAGGGCAUUGAGGGAGGAGCUCACUGCCGCAAACCUACAGAAGGAGCAGCUACUAGACCGCUGGUUAGAGGAGAAAAAACAGGAGGCAGAGAGGAUUAAUAGGCACAAUGCAAUACAAGAAAGAUGGCAGCGUCUGGCUGGUCGACUGAAGAGGCGUCCCCGCGGCGGAUCUCGUCCACCAUAUCCACACAUUACCUCAGAUAUCAAACCCACAGAUGCUAAAGAUCAGCUCCCUCCUUAAGACAUACUUUUACAGACCUUUUCUUGUAAAUGUAAUUUUAUGCUGUUUUUGAAGAGUUCUCUUCACUCUAGGUAAAUGUUUUAGUAUAAGGAUUUCAUAAAUUAGAGAAUAGAGAAAAACGGACCUGAGG
This is a messenger RNA of Xyrauchen texanus (razorback sucker), 992 nucleotides long. RefSeq lists its product as uncharacterized. Lineage: Eukaryota; Metazoa; Chordata; Actinopteri; Cypriniformes; Catostomidae. The transcript is spliced from 6 exons. Gene Ontology annotation, cellular component: autophagosome membrane. Gene Ontology annotation, biological process: autophagosome assembly; negative stranded viral RNA replication. The coding region runs from base 194 to 862 and encodes 222 amino acids. The record is from RefSeq and is a predicted model, not a curated record.